CGAUGAUCGCUUGCAUAUAUAUGUAGAAACUCUGUAAAUUAAUCCUACAGUUCUUGUUCACUAUUGCCUCUUCCGUAGGAGGCAGCAAGCGAUCGAGAAGUUGGAUUGAUUAAGAACAAGUAGCUGCAUUUGAUUUUGCUGUUUCGUACGUUGUGGGUCUAGUGUUUUUAUUAAUCUAAGUACACAAAUACAGAGUGAAAAUAGAUACCUUUGGGACAUUCAAUAAAAUUGAAACAAAACGGAGGGCCAAAAUUAGAAGAUGCGGAGCAUGGCGAGUUCAGCCUCAUCCAGAGGGAAUAUUGCUGCCAUUGUUGGUGUGGGGCCAAAACUCGGCCGCUCUAUUGCCCGCAAGUUCGCCCACGAAGGCUAUACUGUUGCCAUCCUCGCCCGUGACUUAGGUAGAUUAUCAAGAUUUGCAGAUGAGAUAGCGAGAGAAGAAAAAUCUCAGGUCUUUGCCAUCAGGAUAGACUGUUCCGAUUCCCGAAGCAUAAGAGAAGCAUUUGAGGGAGUUCUAUCACUGGGCUUUGUGGAAGUGUUGGUUUACAACGCCUACCAGCCAAUAUCUUGGCACCCCACAAACUUCACAGACAUUAAAAUAGAACAUUUUGAGAAAUCUCUCGCCGUCUCCUCCGUCGGCGCCUUCCACUGCGCUCAACAGGUACUUGCAGGUAUGGUAGAAAGAGGAAGAGGGACAAUUCUUUUUACUGGUUGUUCAGCUUCUCUUAGUGGCAUUGCCGGUUAUUCUGAGUUAUGUAUGUGAUAAUUUUCUGGGGUUGAUUUCCUUUUAUUGUUUUCGUUUUGUUGCACUUUAAAUCUACAACUCAAUUUGAUGAUACUAAAGAGAAAAAAUGUCAGGC
Molecule: messenger RNA, 857 nt
Organism: Nicotiana tabacum (common tobacco)
Lineage: Eukaryota; Viridiplantae; Streptophyta; Magnoliopsida; Solanales; Solanaceae
Source: RefSeq, a predicted model, not a curated record